Molecule: messenger RNA, 1539 nt
Organism: Marasmius oreades (fairy-ring Marasmius)
Lineage: Eukaryota; Fungi; Basidiomycota; Agaricomycetes; Agaricales; Marasmiaceae
Gene: ARK1
Product: Serine/threonine-protein kinase ark1
Exons: 4
Coding region: 97-1347 (416 amino acids)
Biological process (GO): protein phosphorylation; mitotic spindle organization; regulation of cytokinesis
Cellular component (GO): spindle pole centrosome; chromosome passenger complex; spindle microtubule
Molecular function (GO): ATP binding; protein kinase activity
Source: RefSeq, a predicted model, not a curated record
CGCUUGUUCAUCCCAAGGCCAUACAGGCUGUGGUUUCUUCCACCGUCCAGCGAGGACAUCUUUCUCUCCUUAUAAACUCCUUCACGAACUCACGAAAUGGCGACGAUUGGCUCCGUAACUCGACAAAUUGCUGCUCUAGAACUCAACAAGAAACCCACGUCUUCUGCGGGACCCCCACUUCAUACGAAACAACCAAGUCAAACGAACGUAGCGAAAUUGCUCUCGAAAUAUGCGGCACCUUUACCUCCUUUAUCAACCCAGAAUACCCUCGCGAAACCUCAGAAGUCGACGCAGAAGAUGCGAGCCCCCACAACUGGCAGUAGCAACAGCAACAGAAAAGCAGCGACUUCCUCCUCCUCUCCAGCACCCGAGGCUACGCAGCCUGGAAUUGACAUUGGGAACUAUGAUGGUGGACUUGAAAUUGAUAACGAGAAACGUGGGGAGAAGGUCUCUGGAGAGGCUGCUACUGAGCUUGCGCUGGACUCUAGCAGUGCAAGGCAAUACCCUACCCGUGUAUGGACGUUACAUGACUUUGACAUGGGCCGUCCUUUGGGAAAGGGUAAAUUCGGUCGGGUCUACAUGGUACGAACGAAAGCGGAACCCAGAUACAUCCUUGCUUUGAAGACGCUCUAUAAAUCCGAGAUCGUUGCCGGAAGAGUUGAAAAACAGAUCCGAAGGGAAAUUGAAAUUCAACAGAACCUACGGCAUCCUAACGUACUCCGUCUAUAUGGUUACUUCCACGACGAGAAGCGUAUCUUCCUCAUGUUAGAGUUUGCCGGGAAGGGUGAACUUUAUAGGCAACUUGCCAAGUACGGCUGCUUCUCUGAAAAGAGGAGUGCGAGGUACAUCGACCAAAUGGCAGACGCGUUGAUGUAUCUGCAUUCAAAGCAUGUUAUACACAGGGAUAUCAAACCGGAGAACCUGUUGUUGGGUUUGAAUGGAGAGUUGAAAAUUGCUGACUUUGGAUGGAGUGUACAUGCUCCCGGAAACCGAAGACGGACGAUGUGCGGUACUCUUGACUAUCUCCCUCCUGAGAUGGUCGAGGGCAAAGAGCACGGUGAAAAAGUGGACUUGUGGGCAUUGGGAGUCCUCACCUACGAGUUUGUAGUAGGCAAUCCACCUUUUGAGGUACGGGGCCACGGUGGAGUUGACAGGACCUACACCCGAAUAGUCAAGGUUGACCUGAGGUUUCCGGCCGCAUUGUCCCCAGAUGUCAAGGAUGUGAUUGCCCGCCUUCUUCGUCAUGAACCUCAAGAUCGCCUCCCUCUCUCAAAGGUUCUGCAACAUCCCUGGAUAGUCAAAUACAGACCCAAGGAUUGCCUUCGAGGUCGUCAAGUAUACGAGUGAACUGAUGAGAGGUAUCUUUUUGCUGAUCUGUUGCGGAGGUUAUGCUUGUUCUGCGUUUCUUGCGACCCCCCCUUGUGUAGCCAUUGCGCAGUUAUAUAUAUGUGAAGGGGCAUAAAUAACCGUUUUUAUCCAGUGCUACCACCUUGUCUAUAUUAUACAUGCAAUUUUAAACUUCUACGACUGUUCCCUCUU